CGGGGCGGGGCGGGGCGGAGCGGGGAAGGCGUCCUCGCACCCCCAGCGGCUCGGUAGCGGCAGGCGCGGCGUACCGGCACCUGACCCAUGAUCCCCCGCCCCCGCGGGCCGCCCCGCCCCAGGCCCGCCCGCGCCGCUAACUCCGAAGUGUGGGGCAGCAGCCGCCAUGGUGCGCUCACUCAACUCCAUCGUGGCCGUGUGCCAGAACAUGGGCAUCGGGAAGGACGGGAGCCUCCCCUGGCCCCCGCUGAGGAAUGAGUUUAAGUAUUUCCAGAGAAUGACUAGCACAUCCCACGUGGAAGGUAAACAGAAUGCACUGAUAAUGGGUAAAAAUACCUGGUUUUCCAUUCCUGAGAAGAAUCGUCCUUUAAAAGACAGAAUUAAUAUAGUGCUCAGCAGAGAGCUCAAGGAAACCCCAAAGGGAGCACAUUAUCUUUCCAAAAGUCUGGAUGAUGCUUUAGCUCUUCUGGAUUCACCAGAAUUAAAAAGUAAAGUAGACAUGGUUUGGAUUGUCGGAGGCACUUCAGUUUAUAAGGCAGCAAUGGAGAAGCCAAUUAAUCAUCGACUGUUUGUGACAAGAAUUUUGCAGGAAUUUGAAAGCGACACAUUUUUUCCAGAAAUUGACUUCAAUGACUACAAACUUCUCUCAGAAUACCCUGGUGUCCCUGCUGAUAUCCAAGAAGAAAAUGGCAUCCAGUACAAAUUUGAAGUGUAUGAAAAAGUUGUCUUGGCACAAUAAAUGAGGCUUUCUGUACUUCUACAUAAGGUUUUUUUUUUUCUAGUUUGGAGUAUCUACUAAUUCAAGAAGUCCAACACUGAGAAGGAAUCAAAGAUCCUGAGCCUGAUUGGGAUGGUAUAUACAUUUACAACAACCUUUACAAUGUGUGGAAGAAAGGGAAAUUUUUCUUAUCAAAGGGAUAAGAAGGUGUGAGGCUGCUCAAGUCAUGUUGAAAUGGAGUCCAGAAGUGUCAGGCAGCAAUCCAGGGAUACACUGAUCCUUCAUGUAAGUCCUCUGUCAUCAUCUUAACCAUCCUGGGUACACAGCCAACUUCAUUCCUUUUGACUGAAAAUACUGUAUUACAGCUUAAUCUGAUAAAGAGGUUUAACUUUUCCAUUGACCUGACACUUGUGUAAAGGCUUGCAGAUCCUUGUUGCUCCUAUACAAAAUUGCUAGGUCAGUUUGUCUGUGGCCAUUUUGUGGUGUAAGAACAUAAACAUUACUUUCUUAACAGAAUCUGUGUCCUUGUCCCUUCUGAGUUUUAUCCAAAAAAAAUAUAAUGUAUAGUGUUAGCUUACUUCAUCAGUGUGAUUUCAAAUAUUGUACAUGGCAUAGAUUAUAAACAGAUGAUGGGUUUCUGUUUUGUCUUUGGUUACACAUAGCUAAUACAAUAACAUUUUGCAUUAUUAUUCCCUAACAGUAGCAAGCAAUAUACUGGUACUGUAAUAAGGCUGGGAUUCUAAAGGCAUACAAUACCAAGUGUUACCAAAAUUGUCGGGUGCCAAUACUAUCACAAUAUCACAUUAUCAGUAAUGCUAGUCUAUUGCUAUGUUCUGACUACACCCAUCCUACUCCAUGGAGAGGUUGGCAGAGGGUAGAGGAAUCCAUAUGCCAAGAGAUACGGACAGAAGCUGGGAUGUACUUUGCCCAGCUAUGCUUCCUUGUGCUAUAGCUACCACCUUGAGGGUGAGAAUGUACCAGAAAGGAUCCCUGCCUCCCAGUCACUGCAGGUCAACCUGAGAAAGGAGAGUUAAGAAACUUAACCCUCAAAAAAUCUGUUUACUCUUUCCCCAUAGCAUUUUUAAAGCAUUAUCACAUGAAGCAGUAGUGUGAGAGAUUCAAGUGAUAAUGCCCAACCUUUAACGUUGCACUAAGGCCCAGUCCUAGUGUCAGUGAGAGCAGCACUGGCCAUCAGCAAAUCUGGGUACAGCAGGAGCGUAACAGCAUCCAGUUUUUAAGAGAAGAGUUGAAACUUGAUUUUGCUUGCCUUUAAAAAAACAAAAAGAAACCUCAUUGAUAAGGGAAAAACACUUAGAAUAUCAGCUUUGAACAACCAUUGAAUUUUCCAUGACAGUUUGACAACAGUUAACUAAUACAAAGAAUAAUUUUUGCAGUUUCUGUGCUGGGUUGUCUUGAUUUUUCUCCAUGUUCUUUCACAGUCUUAAAUCUAGGUACUUUCCUUUGUUAGUCUUCUUGUUCCAUAUGUGCUAACUUUACAUCAGUCAAUAAAGAUUUAAACAUCAA
Messenger RNA from Dromaius novaehollandiae (emu), 2242 nucleotides. Its product is annotated as dihydrofolate reductase. The transcript has 7 exons. Lineage: Eukaryota; Metazoa; Chordata; Aves; Casuariiformes; Dromaiidae. The record is from RefSeq and is a predicted model, not a curated record. Gene Ontology annotation, biological process: glycine biosynthetic process; tetrahydrofolate biosynthetic process; dihydrofolate metabolic process. Gene Ontology annotation, molecular function: dihydrofolate reductase activity; NADP binding. The coding region runs from base 167 to 739 and encodes 190 amino acids. Gene Ontology annotation, cellular component: mitochondrion.